Molecule: messenger RNA, 2459 nt
Organism: Spinacia oleracea (spinach)
Lineage: Eukaryota; Viridiplantae; Streptophyta; Magnoliopsida; Caryophyllales; Amaranthaceae
Product: serine carboxypeptidase-like 7
Exons: 14
Coding region: 199-1548 (449 amino acids)
Biological process (GO): proteolysis; secondary metabolic process
Molecular function (GO): acyltransferase activity, transferring groups other than amino-acyl groups; serine-type carboxypeptidase activity
Source: RefSeq, a predicted model, not a curated record
AGUAUGUGUAAAGGCAAUAUUUUUGUCUGUUACUGAUGUUUUUGGUUUUGUACUCCUCUUUUGUUGUUUUCACAAUAGUAAAUACAUCAGUUAUCUGCAUAUCUGUAUGAUUUUGACAUUUGUUGCAAUUUCUCUUUUGUAUAACAACAUACGGAAGUAGUUCCACUUCCCAAUUUCCAAAUUGAAAAAAGGCUCACAAUGGGAAACAUUCUUAACUUUUUUGUACUUGAAAUCUUUUUGGUUGUUGUUUUAACACCAAAUUCUUGUGCUGCUUCACCCAAUAUCAUCAAAUCUGUACCAGGGUUUCCGGGCAUUCUCCCAUUUCACCUUGAAACAGGGUAUGUAGGGGUAGGAGAGAAUGAAGAAGUGCAAUUAUUUUACUACUUCAUUAAGUCAGAGAGAAAUCCUGAGAAAGACCCGCUUAUGCUGUGGCUCACUGGAGGUCCUGGUUGCUCUGCUCUUUCCGGACUUGUUUUAGAGAUUGGUCCUCUGAUUUUCAAUACUUCUGCUUGCGAUUGGCACUCGAAAUCACCAACAUAUCAGUUAAAUCCUUUUUCUUGGACUAAGAUAGCUAGCAUAAUAUUUCUGGAUUCACCUGUUGGCACGGGAUUCUCCUAUGCAAAAAAUCCAGGAGGUUACUACACUGACGAUAUUACAUCAUCAAGGCGUGUUUAUCAAUUCUUGAGUAAGUGGCUCGUGGACCAUGGUGGAUUCAUUAGUAAUCCUCUUUACAUAUCCGGAGAUUCCUAUUGUGGCAGGACUGUCCCUAUUAUUGUCCAAGAGAUUUCCAAUGGGAAUAAAGUUGGAAUUCAGCCUGUUAUGAAUCUCCAGGGAUAUAUUCUUGGAAACCCAUCAACACAGCAUGAGGAGGAAGAGACGAAAUCAAAAUAUGAUUAUGCUCAUCGUGUGUCUCUCUUAUCUGAUGAGCUCUAUGAGUCAACCAAAGUAAGCUGCAAUCGAAGUUGUGCAGAUAAGGAAGUGGAUGAUGUUAAGUGCGCACAUAAUCUUCAAGCAGUAUCAUAUAAUCUUGAUCGAGUCUUUGCUGCUCAUGUCUUAAAACCUAAAUGCAUUUCCAAUCAAACAUGGUGCCAGGAGAGCAUCUACCAGCUCUUGUACUACUGGGCUAACAACAUACAAGUUCAAGCCGCGCUUCACAUUCAAAAGGGUACUAAACCUUACUGGAUCCGAUGUAAUUCUACUUUAGCAUAUACACACAAUGUUGGCAGCAGCUUUUCUUACCAUCAAAAUUUUACCCAAAAGCCCAUCCGUGCCUUAAUCUACAGUGGUGACCAAGACAUGGUUGUAUCGUAUGUGACGACGUUAGGAUGGAUCAAGAUGUUAAAUGUCUCAAUUGCUGAAGACUGGAGGCCAUGGUUUGUCAAUGGUCAAGUUGCCGGUUGCAUGUCCAGGUAUACUACAAGGUUCUCAAAUGGCAAUUAUCAUUUGACAUAUGCUACUGUGAAGGGAGCAGGACAUACUGCUCCAGAGUACAAGCGCCCAGAAUGCUUCAUGAUGGUCAUGAAAUGGUUUGCAAUGCAGCCUAUCUAGUAUGAGGGGUACCGGAAAGUUUUGGUGCUUGUACUGUAUGUCAAUAAUAAUCGAUUACUUCUUUAAGGGUCAAUUGACUUCUUGAAAUGUCAGAUAUCAGUUUGAUAUUGGAAUUUGUUAGCAGUGUUGUUAACAUUCCUGUAUAUGUACGAUGCUAGCUGUUGAUAUCUUGAGUUCUUGACCACCAUAAACAGAGCUAAAUGUUUUGACAAAGGCCGUUAUUCCUUGUAUAUAGUUGCAUGUUGUAGAACUUAAGUGUUUGGACUUCGGAUGAAGAGAUUUGAAGGGAAAGGAGGGUGAGGAGUCAAGUUUUGCUUAUUUGGAUGCGAGAUGGAUUUAGGGAUGGGACGAGAAUUUAAAGAAUCAAUUUUCAUUCCCAGAUAAUAAACCAAACCUUCCUAAUAUUGGAAAGAUUUGACAGGAAAAUGCAAGUGCACUAACAAAAAUAGAGAGAAAGGGCUACAAGAGAGCACAGGGAAGUGAGCAAGUAUUUUUCCUAUCAAAUUUUUCCUAUCAAAUUUUUCCAACACUGGAAUGACUUCAGUUCUCUUUCCUUAUUCCCCCUUCCUUUCCUUUCUCCAAAUUGUUCUGCAUCCAACAUUUAAUGUUGAAAAAUCCUUGUUUGCAUAAAAUUUGAAUAGCUGCAGAUUGACUACCAUGCAAGGAUGAGACUUGAUUUCCAACCACGCCUCAUGCGUAUAGAACAGAAACCGAAGCAUAUUAUAUAUGGUCUAACAUUGCUAGGAAGUUUUCAAGUUUAUGUUAUCUCUGAACUAACCAAAGCCAAGUCAAUAUCCUUAAUUGGUGUGGUUAAUUCUAGCUGUUCUGCGAAAGGAGAAAGAUGCCGAGUAGUUCGAGAAUAGCAGGGGAGGUGACUUGUUUCUAUCUGCUGCAUACUGCAAAUCUGCAAA